AUGAAAGAGAAGUCCAAAAAUGCUGCCCGGACUAGACGGGAGAAGGAAAACAGUGAAUUUUAUGAACUGGCUAAAUUACUGCCUUUGCCCUCAGCCAUCACCUCUCAGCUGGACAAAGCAUCCAUUAUCAGGCUUACCACCAGCUAUUUAAAAAUGAGAGUGGUUUUCCCAGAAGGGCUCGGAGAAGCGUGGGGCCAUUCGACCCGUACCAGUCCUUUGGAUAACGUCGGUCGGGAGCUGGGGUCCCAUCUCUUACAGACCUUGGACGGUUUCAUCUUUGUGGUGGCUCCCGAUGGGAAGAUCAUGUACAUUUCAGAGACUGCAUCUGUCCACCUGGGUCUUUCUCAGGUAGAACUGACUGGGAACAGCAUUUAUGAAUAUAUUCACCCGGCAGACCACGAUGAGAUGACUGCAGUGCUCACAGCCCACCAGCCCUACCACUCCCAUUUUGUACAGGAGUACGAGAUAGAGCGUUCCUUUUUCCUGAGGAUGAAGUGUGUCUUGGCCAAGAGGAAUGCUGGUCUCACUUGUGGUGGUUAUAAGGUCAUUCACUGCAGUGGUUACCUAAAGAUCCGCCAGUAUAGCCUGGACAUGUCCCCUUUUGAUGGUUGCUACCAGAAUGUGGGCUUGGUAGCUGUGGGCCAUUCACUGCCCCCCAGUGCUGUGACAGAGAUUAAACUACACAGCAAUAUGUUCAUGUUUCGUGCCAGCCUGGACAUGAAGCUCAUAUUUUUGGAUUCCAGGGUGGCUGAACUAACCGGCUAUGAGCCGCAGGACCUGAUUGAGAAGACCCUUUAUCAUCAUGUCCACGGGUGUGACACCUUCCAUUUGCGCUGCGCACAUCACCUGCUGCUGGUCAAAGGGCAGGUGACCACAAAAUACUACCGGUUCCUGGCAAAGCACGGGGGCUGGGUGUGGGUACAGAGCUACGCCACCAUCGUGCACAACAGCCGCUCCUCAAGGCCCCAUUGCAUCGUCAGCGUCAACUAUGUUCUCACAGAUACAGAAUAUAAAGGACUUCAACUCUCAUUGGAUCAGAUCACAGCCACCAAACCUUCCUUCUCCUAUACCAACACCACACCCACCAUAACUGACAACCGGAAGGGGAACAAGCCCCGCCUUUCAAACACAAAAUCGAAAUCCAGGACAUCUCCAUACCCUCAGUAUUCUGGAUUUCACACCGAAAGAUCUGAAUCGGAUCAUGACAGUCAGUGGGGAGGAAGCCCACUCACAGAUACUGCAUCUCCACAGUUACUGGACCCCUCGGAAAGGCCCAGCUCCCAGCAUGAUGCUUCAUGUGCCUAUAGACAGUAUUCAGACCGCACCUCUCUUUGCUAUGGCUUUGCACUUGACCAUUCCAGGCUGACAGAUGAUAGGCAUUUUCAUACCCAGUCCUGUGAAGGAGGCCGUUGCGAGGCAGGUCGAUAUUUCCUUGGCACCCCACAAGCUGGGAGAGAGCCCUGGUGGGGCUCUCGUUCAGCAUUGCCCUUAACCAAGUCCUCCCCAGAAAGCAGAGAAGCCUAUGAGAACAGCAUGCCACACAUAACCUCCAUCCACAGAAUUCACGGGAGAGGUCACUGGGAUGAAGAUAGUGUGGUCAGUUCUCCAGACCCUGGGUCUGCCAGCGAAUCAGGUGACCGCUAUCGUGCUGAACAGUACCAGAGCAGCCCCCAUGAACCCAGCAAAAUUGAAACUCUGAUAAGAGCCACCCAGCAGAUGAUUAAAGAGGAAGAGAACAGAUUGCAGCUCCGGAAAGCCCCUCCUGACCAACUGGCUGCCAUUAAUGGAGCAGGGAAAAAACACUCCCUUUGUUUUGCAAACUACCAGCAGCCGCAGCUGACUGGAGAGGUCUGCCAUGGCCCUUCUCUUGCCAACACUUCCCCAUGUGAGCACCUUCAACAAAGAGAAGGGAAGAUGAUGAGCCCUCAUGAAAAUGACUAUGGCAGCAGCCCCACAGCCUUGUCUAGGAUAAGCAGUCCCAACUCGGAUCGUAUUUCUAAAUCAAGCUUGGUAUUAGCUAAAGACUAUCUCCAUUCAGACAUGUCCCCUCAUCAGACAGUAGGAGAUCAUCCGGCAGUCUCUCCGAACUAUUACAGUUCUCACCGGCAGUAUUUUGAUAAGCAUGCUUACACAUUAACUGGGUAUGCCCUGGAGCACUUGUAUGACAGCGAGGCCAUUAGAACCUAUUCCUUGGGCUGCAACGGCUCCCACUUUGAUGUAACUUCCCAUUUAAGAAUGCAGCAAGACCCAGCGCAAGGACACAAAGGGACAUCUGUUAUAAUAACCAAUGGGAGCUGA
This is a messenger RNA of Trichosurus vulpecula (common brushtail), 2298 nucleotides long. RefSeq names its product SIM bHLH transcription factor 1 (gene SIM1). Gene Ontology annotation, molecular function: protein dimerization activity; DNA-binding transcription factor activity, RNA polymerase II-specific; RNA polymerase II transcription regulatory region sequence-specific DNA binding. The transcript is spliced from 11 exons. Gene Ontology annotation, biological process: regulation of transcription by RNA polymerase II. Lineage: Eukaryota; Metazoa; Chordata; Mammalia; Diprotodontia; Phalangeridae. The record is from RefSeq and is a predicted model, not a curated record. Bases 1 to 2298 code for a protein of 765 amino acids.